Hemiscyllium ocellatum (epaulette shark) is the source of this 1410-nucleotide messenger RNA. RefSeq names its product 5-hydroxytryptamine (serotonin) receptor 3B (gene htr3b). The transcript is spliced from 10 exons. Gene Ontology annotation, biological process: nervous system process; regulation of membrane potential; chemical synaptic transmission. Lineage: Eukaryota; Metazoa; Chordata; Chondrichthyes; Orectolobiformes; Hemiscylliidae. Gene Ontology annotation, molecular function: extracellular ligand-gated monoatomic ion channel activity; transmembrane signaling receptor activity; neurotransmitter receptor activity. The record is from RefSeq and is a predicted model, not a curated record. Gene Ontology annotation, cellular component: neuron projection; synapse; postsynaptic membrane. Bases 1 to 1410 code for a protein of 469 amino acids.
AUGCAUUCUGAGGGUAGGUCGGGAAUCCUGUCCAACUGUAACCGUUUAUUCCUGCAGAACUUGGGAGGGUUUGCUUACACUGCAUCCCUUCAAAACUCAACACUACUACAGCUGAUGGAGAAACUGCUGACAAACUAUAACAAGGGAGUCCGACCAGUCAAAAACUGGACACAACCUACAACCAUAUACAUUGACUUCAUCCUUCAUGCUGUGCUGGAAGUGGAUGGCCAGAACCAAAAGCUGAGGACAAAUAUCUGGUACCAGCAGAUAUGGAUGGAUGAGUUCCUCAAAUGGAAUCCUAUAAGGUUUGAUGGCAUCAAUGAAAUCUCGCUGCCCAUUGAAUCUAUUUGGAUCCCUGAUGUAUUAAUCCAGGAAUUUAUUGAUGUAGGAAGAUCACCUUACAUGCCCUAUGUGUAUGUGAAUUCCUCAGGGCAUAUUAAGAACUACAAACCAAUACAAGUUGUCUCCGCCUGCAGACUGGAGAUUUAUGCCUUCCCAUUUGACAAACAGAACUGCACCUUCACAUUCUGUAGCUGGCUGCAUACAGUAAAUGACAUCAAUCUCAAGCUUUGGAGAAGCCAUGAAGAGAUUGAGAAUAACACCAGUGCGUUUGUAGAUGACGGUGAAUGGGAACUCCUGUCUGUUCCAUCCAAGUAUGAGAUGUUGUAUAAUGAAGGAAGGGAAUAUGCUCAAAUUCAGUUUAAUGUCAUUAUAAGACGAAGGCCAUUGCUUUACGUGGUCAGCCUGCUGCUGCCCAGCAUAUUUCUGAUGUUGGUAGACGUGACCAGCUACUUCCUGCCUCCGAACAGCAGUGGGCGAAUAACAUUCAAAUCCAGCAUCCUGCUUGGAUACACGGUGUUCCGGAUGAACCUGAGUGAUGACCUUCCUGCUACUGCAAUGACCACGCCCCUCAUUGGUGUGUUCUUUGCUGUCUGUAUGGCCCUUCUUGUGAUCAGCUUGAUUGAAUCGAUUCUAAUUACCAAGCUCCUGAGCAUGAAUGAGGAAGCUGAACCCAUGACUGCUGUCUCCAAGUGUUGUGUCUCGAAGCUGAUUUCUUCAAAUCGGAGCACCACAGACAGUUUCUGCACUUCACUUAAGACCCAAGAGGGCAUCUGUGAUGACAGUGCUUCUGACAGUGAUACCGAAACUCCUGGACAACAUCAAGCUAAAAUUCUCAACCAAGAGGCCCAAGCUUUGCAGAUCAAAGAGCUCCCUGUGAAAGAGAUACUAAAGGAGAUUUCUUCAAUCAAAUUCUACUUGUAUCAGCUAGAAGAUCCAAUCAAUCCUAAGAAUGAUUGGCUGGCAUUUUGUUACAGAUUUGAUACAUUUCUUUUCCGUGUGUAUUUGGUGAUACUUGGAGUUUACACCGUUACAAUGAGUACCCUCUGGCUGAUAUGGAGUAACCCUUAG